UUGUCCCCGGAGUGUUUCGUCCGUUUAUCUAACACGUCCCGGUGGUUUCCGUUAACUCACGUGCUGCUGGUCGCAGUUGCGUCACGCGAGCUCAAAUGACACGCCGAAGAAAGAGCGCAGGCAGGCACGGACGCGCGCGCGAGUGAAGAAAGAAGGGGAAAAAAAACCAACGGUUACUACACCGCCACCGAAACCGCCUCAACAUACAUGACGUUUUCUCUACUUUCCUAACAAUAUUCCCUUCAUAGACGAACAAGACCGUAUAAGGCAGAAUAUCUGGGAUGGAUGUGAAAGAUCAAGGAGCGCAGAUGGAGCCGCUGCUUCCUGCGGUUCAGAGUCCUGCUAGUGAUAACGGGAGAAACGAUGAGGAAGCUGUGCUGGACAGGGGCGGGACUCGGUCCAUGCUCAACACAAAUUUCGAGAAAGAGGAGCUAGAAGGCCACCGUACCCUCUACAUUGGGGUGCAUGUACCACUGGGUCGGAGGUCACACAGACGGCAUCGUCACCAUGGACAUCGCCACAGGAAGAGGUCACGGGAGAGAGACUCUGGAACCGAGGAUGGCAGAGAAUCACCUUCAUAUACAGACACACCGUCUCAGCGUGUACAGUUCCUGCUGGGAAUGGAGGAUGACGAGGAACACAUUCCUCACGCUCUCUUCACAGAGCUGGACGAAAUCUGCCUGAAAGAGGGAGAGGAUGCGGAAUGGAAAGAGACGGCGAGGUACAAAUACACGCACACACAUCUGGUUUUGGACCAGCACGAGAUGUCAGUUUCUUUGGGAGAGGAGGUGAGGAAGAAAAUCCGAAAUGCUCUCCUUAAACAGCACCACCAUCAGAACCAGAAGAAACUGGCUAACCGGAUCCCCAUCGUACGCUCUUUCGCAGAUAUCGGCAGGAAGCAAUCCGAACCGCACUCCAUGGAUAAGAAUGGUCAGAUGGUGUCUCCUCAGGCUCAGCCCACCACUACAGAAGGACGUGCGGAUGGCAGUCGUGAGAACAGUGCUGUUGACUUCAGCAAAAUAGACCUCCACUUCAUGAAGAAGAUCCCACCCGGAGCUGAGGCAUCCAACAUCUUGGUGGGUGAACUGGAGUUUCUAGAGAAACCUGUGGUGGCCUUCAUCCGUCUAUCCCCCGCUGUGCUGCUCAAUGGCCUGGCAGAGGUCCCCAUCACCACCAGGUUUCUCUUUAUUCUGCUGGGGCCAAUGGGGAAAGGGCCUCAGUACCAUGAGAUUGGCCGCUCAAUUGCCACGCUCAUGACAGACGAGGUGUUCCAUGAUGUAGCUUAUAAAGCAAAGGAUCGUUCUGACCUUGUGGCAGGAAUCGAUGAGUUUUUGGAUCAGGUGACUGUGCUGCCCCCAGGCGAGUGGGAUCCUACCAUCAGAAUAGAGCCGCCCAAAAACGUGCCCUCACAGGAGAAACGGAAGGUUCCUCCUCUGGCCAAUGGAGGGGCUGAUCUGGGGGAGGCCGAGGAGCACGGAGGCCACGGAGGACCAGAGCUACAGCGCACAGGGAAGUUUUUUGGCGGUUUUUUUCUGGACAUCAAGCGUAAGGCUCCUCAGUACCUGUCAGAUUACACAGAUGCCAUCAGUUUGCAAUGUCUCGCCUCCUUCCUUUUCCUGUACUGCGCCUGCAUGUCUCCUGUUAUCACCUUCGGAGGUCUGCUGGGAGAAGCUACAGAAGGACGCAUAAGUGCAAUAGAGUCUCUGUUUGGAGCCUCUAUGACGGGUAUAGCAUAUUCUUUGUUUGCUGGGCAGCCCCUCACUAUCUUGGGUAGCACGGGACCUGUCUUGGUCUUUGAGAAAAUCCUCUUCAAAUUCUGCAAAGAGUAUGAUUUGUCCUACCUCUCCUUACGCGUGUGUAUUGGUCUGUGGACGGCCUUUAUGUGUCUUGUGCUGGUUGUCACAGACGCCAGCUCACUGGUGUGUUACAUCACACGAUUCACAGAGGAAGCCUUCGCUUCCCUCAUCUGCAUCAUUUUCAUCUACGAGGCUCUGGAGAAACUCAUUCAUCUGGGAGAGACGUACCCUUUCAACAUGCACAAUGACCUCAACCAGCUCACUCAGUACUCGUGUGUGUGCACAGUGCCUGAAGAGCCCAGCAAUGCCACACUGAAUUACUGGCAGGAAAAAAACAUCACUGCAUCUGAUAUUGACUGGUUAGGCCUGGAUGUUAAGAUUUAUGUUCAUUUUCUAGCACUUACUCUAAUUUUGUGUAUUUCUAAACAGGUGAGGGCCAUUAUCAGUGAUUUUGCUGUUUUCAUCACCAUCUUGACUAUGGUUCUGAUUGACUACGCUCUGGGGAUCCCGUCCCCCAAACUACAGGUUCCUAAUGAGUUUAAACCAACCAGAGAUGACCGUGGCUGGCUCAUCAGCCCAUUAGGACCAAACCCAUGGUGGACCACUAUUGUGACCUUCAUCCCAGCUCUGCUGUGUACCAUCCUCAUCUUCAUGGACCAACAAAUCACUGCCGUUAUUAUUAACAGGAAGGAACACAAGCUGAAGAAAGGCUGUGGGUAUCAUCUGGACCUGUUUGUGGUGGGUGUGAUGCUGGGCGUUUGCUCUUUGAUGGGCCUGCCGUGGUUCGUGGCUGCGACGGUGCUGUCAAUCUCCCACGUGAACAGCCUGAAGCUGGAGUCCGAAUGCUCUGCCCCUGGAGAACAGCCCAAGUUUUUGGGCAUCAGAGAGCAGCGCUUCACCGGCCUUAUGAUAUUCGUCCUUAUGGGCAGCUCAGUGUUUAUGACCUCCAUACUGAAGCAUAUCCCAAUGCCUGUGUUAUAUGGCGUUUUCCUCUAUAUGGGAGCGUCGUCUCUCAGGGGCAUACAGUUCUUUGAUCGUCUGAGGUUGUUUGGGAUGCCGGCGAAACACCAGCCUGAUUUUAUCUACCUGAGACACGUCCCGUUGAGAAAGGUUCACCUGUUCACCAUUAUCCAGCUCAGCUGCUUGGUGCUUCUCUGGGUCAUCAAAACUUCCAGAGCUGCCAUAGUCUUUCCUAUGAUGGUCUUAGCCCUUGUGUUCAUCCGUAAGCUGUUGGAUUUUGUCUUCUCUAAGCGAGAUCUCAGCUGGCUUGAUGACCUCAUGCCCGAGAGCAAGAAGAAAAAAAUGGAAGAUGCACAGCAAGAGGAGAAUCAGUGUGUCUUGAUGGAGGAUGAAGGAAUUGUACAAGUGCCCUUAGAGGGGCAUUUUAAGGACGAUCCAUCCACAGUCAACAUUUCAGAUGAGAUGACAAAGUCAUCUUUUGGAAAUAUCUGGAAAGGCCUCAACACUGACAGCACCAACAAAGAUCAAAGCUCCAAAAGCUCAGCAGUUGAAGUUGCCAUUGAACAUAAAAGAGGUGAUGAAGAGGAGGAGGCAGAUUUGGAUAGAGAGACGAGUUUGUGAGUUCACGUAUUUCGAAACACUCUGUAUCGUGCCACACUGCAAGCACCACUAAAUGCUUCUGUUCUGUAGGUCUGUGUGUGCCAGUCUGUGCUAAGGCACCUUGUUAUAUUUACAUUUUUUUUAUGUGUGUGUGUAUGGAGAUGUUUGUUUCGAACAUUUGAAUAUGUGUGUUUGAAUUUGCCGCCCACAAGGAGGAUUGUUGGGUUGUGUGUUUUUCCAGUCCAAUUGUAGUCAAAUUGUAGUUUCACCUAUAUAUAGAACUUUAAAAAAUGUAAGGUUACUUUUGUUUUCAACUGGGUAGAGUGUUUUUUGUAUGUUUUAUAUAUAUUUUUUAAAGUAGAUCCUAUUGAAAUUCCUUGUCUGAAUAUGUUUAUUAUAUAAAAUCCAUUCUUUUUUGUUAUGCAUAAAUGAUAAAUAUUAAUUUGCUGGCAUAGCUAAAAUAUCAUAAUAGUUAGAAGCAAUUUCUGACAGAAGAUGCAAAUGUAGUUCUAUCAGCUUUUUCAGUGUCUGUGCGUCGAAAUAUUCUCCGCAUCACUUCAUAAGAUACUUGAUGUUAACAUUUACUACUUACGAACAGUGACCAAUAUUUUUAAAAGUACUUUUAUGAACAGUUUUCUCAUUUUGUGAAUCUUAUGGUACGAGUUCCCUAAAAACGCAAACAUAUGAGCCAGGACUGUGCUCGUUUUAGCCUACAAAGUUUUCUCCUGAACUUCUUGAUAUGAAUCACAUCCAUAUUCAGAAAAGUCAUGUGUUGAUCUGGACUGUUUUCUUUUUCUUUUUUUUUUUUUUACAUUUUUUUUUUUUGAAAAUGAUAUUACAAAGCUUUAUCUCAUUUUGUGUAGCACUCCAACAUGCAAAUAAUAGUAAACAUAUAUUUUGUUAAAACAUUGCAAACAAUAUAACUGUAUAGUGCGUUUUCACAAUGUUUCUGAGUGUCAGGGCAUCUGUCUCCUCUACAAGACUCAUUUGCAAGCCAAGAAGAGACCUCAUCGCUCGAACGAACGAACGAAUUACACUAGUACUGCCGAUAAUACAAAAAUCAUACAAGAAAUGCAAUAAUAUUCCUUUUCAUAAGAGGGGCAUUAUACCGUGCACUAACCAGAGACAAAUCUACCAUUUAUCAUCAACACAUGUACAUGUGAUUCUGUAUUUUGUCUAUGUGUAUAAUCCUAAAUAACAAAGUUAUGUGGAUAGAUUUAAAUAUGUAUGGGGGGGGGGAGUUUUUGUCAGUGUUAUUACAGUGUUUUGCCAUUUUCCACGUUGGUUGACAAAACUACGACACGCACAUCUACAGUGGGUACGGAAAGUAUUCAGACCCCCUUAAAUUUUUCACUCUUUGUUAUA
Molecule: messenger RNA, 4721 nt
Organism: Sinocyclocheilus rhinocerous
Lineage: Eukaryota; Metazoa; Chordata; Actinopteri; Cypriniformes; Cyprinidae
Gene: slc4a10a
Product: solute carrier family 4 member 10a
Exons: 24
Coding region: 282-3377 (1031 amino acids)
Biological process (GO): monoatomic anion transport; regulation of intracellular pH; bicarbonate transport
Cellular component (GO): basolateral plasma membrane; plasma membrane
Molecular function (GO): monoatomic anion transmembrane transporter activity; sodium:bicarbonate symporter activity; solute:inorganic anion antiporter activity
Source: RefSeq, a predicted model, not a curated record